CGUGAUUGGUUCGCUGGACUUCGUGUGUCCGGACGCGCCCGCUGCUCAGAGUCACCUUGCCCCGGCUGCUGCUGUACCGGUGAGAGAGCAGGUGGAGCGUCCGGCCCAGAGGAACAGAGGCAGCGAGAAUCAUACCGGGGACUCUGAGGACCUGGAGCAAACAUGACGGACGCAAAGCCCAAGACCUCCCCGAAGGCCAUCAAGUUCCUGUUCGGAGGCUUAGCCGGGAUGGGGGCGACGGUGUUCGUGCAGCCGUUGGACCUGGUGAAGAACAGGAUGCAGCUCAGUGGUCAGGGGACGAAGGCGCGGGAGUACAAAACCAGUUUCCACGCUCUAGUGUCCAUCCUGAAGAACGAGGGCGUCGGAGGCAUCUACACCGGCCUGUCGGCGGGCCUGUUGCGCCAGGCGACCUACACGACGACUCGUCUGGGAAUCUACACCAUCCUGUUUGAGAAGAUGACCGGGGCGGACGGGCGACCGCCCAACUUCCUGCUCAAGGCUCUGAUCGGUAUGACGGCCGGCGCCACAGGAGCGUUCGUGGGGACACCGGCAGAGGUCGCUCUGAUUAGGAUGACGGCUGAUGGACGUCUUCCUGUAGACCAGAGGAGAGGUUACAGCAACGUGUUUAACGCUCUGGCUCGGAUCACCAAAGAAGAAGGAGUUACGACACUGUGGAGGGGUUGUAUUCCCACCAUGGCUCGAGCAGUGGUGGUGAACGCAGCUCAGCUGGCGUCCUACUCUCAGUCCAAACAGGCGCUGCUUGACUCAGGGUAUUUCGGGGACGAUAUCCUGUGUCACUUCUGCGCCAGUAUGAUCAGCGGUCUCGUUACCACGGCAGCCUCCAUGCCCGUUGACAUAGUAAAGACCAGGAUUCAGAGCAUGAGGAUGAUCGACGGGAAGCCGGAGUAUAAGAACGGUUUGGAGGUGCUGGUGCGAGUCGUGGGUAAAGAAGGGUUUUUCUCUCUGUGGAAAGGCUUCACUCCGUACUACGCUCGUCUCGGACCUCACACCGUCCUCACCUUCAUCUUCCUGGAGCAGAUGAACCGCCUCUACAAGACCCACGUCCUUGACCGCUAACACACACAACACACACAACAAACGCAGGACUAGAACUGAAACUCCUUGUGUCACACGUUGCGUUGUCAUACAUCGAAUUUGGAGUCAGAAUCUAAAGGAGCAGGCCAACAUUUAAUGAAAACGACAGAAAACUGGAGGGUUUCAUUAAUGACGGACUGUUCCUUUAAAGUACACACAUACAACACUGCUAUAUGAUAAAGCUCAGUGAGAAUCAGUGUUAACGGGAGUGCACCAAGUUACAGACUGAUACACACACACACACACACACACACUGUUUUGAAUCCAAAUUCUUUUUGUAAAGAAAAGAAUGUAAAAAUGAUUUAUUUCAAACAUCAUUUAAUGAUGUUUCCUAUAAUUAAUAAUCAAAGUCUUAUUUGUAGAAUUAUGACCCCAACAACAACAACAACAACAACAACAAUCCACCGCAUCAUGGGAACGAUGGGUAACCAUGGUUAUGGGCAGGUAUCUGUUGAUGGAGGAGAGAAAGGUGGAUCAGUAAAUAAAUAAGUGUCGCUUUGUCUUUGUGAAUAAAACUUCCUCAACUCUUCAACUCAAACUCUAGUUUCUUUUUAUGUAUUGUAACUAUAAUAUGUUAGAAUGCUACAGCUAUAUUAUUUUACUAUUAUUGUGGUUGCUAUAAUAUAUAUUAUAAAUAAUAGAACCUUUAAUAAUAUAACAAUACUUUAAUACAGUAACAUUAUUUUGUCAUGGCGAUGUACAGUCAUACUAUUAUUGUGAUUAUUUAGUAAUACAUAUAUAGAAUAAUUCAAAAUAUGAUCACAUUAUUAUUGGAUUAGUUAUAAAAUGAAAUCCAAACUGUUUUCUGGCAGCUAAUAAUUCCAAUGCUCAAAAUUGUAGAAUUAUUUCUCCUGAGCUCAUGCUGAUCCAGACUGUGAAUAUUCCCCCUGAAUUAAUUCAUAUGUAUUUAUUUUUAGUCCAACAGCAGCCGAUUGGAUCGGGCCACAUGUUGUAGCUUCACAUGUCCAGCAGGGGGAGGACAGGAGCGCUGCUGACUGAGGCCCUGUAUCACAACAAGUGGCCAAAGAACGGCAGGCCCCCACAAUGCAUUGCAGCUACGGCUCUGUGGCGGCGGCGACAGUCAUGGACGACGGACGGAACAUGUCUCCUGCUCAGAACGUCUGGUCGGCAGGACUGCGACGACAAAGAGACGAGACGUGGCCGCGGAGACGCAAUGAAACACACAGAAAAGAGACGACGCGUAGUGAGCACCAAGGUGUCUGUCGUCCCGCCUCGUCGUGGCGGCGGCAGCAGCGUCGUGCAGUUGCUGUUGACAGGAAGUGGUUUGUGAGGAACAAUUCUCACAGCAGCUUCCUGCUCAAUCCAUUUGGACGUCUGAGGCCGACAACAGGGUACCGACCGCAGCUUGAGAAGGGCUCGUUCGCCGCAUGCGUAUUGUCACGUCUCCUGGAAUUCCAAAGAUGGCAGACGACGACGAUGCAGCAUCUUAGAUGUUUUUCUUUUGAGUUGACACUCAAAGCAUUUACCGUAAAUGCUGCGUGUAGCUUCAAUCGGGUCAGGGUCCGUUGUGAUGAGCACAAGUGAUCUCUACAGCUUUGCAACGUCAGCGUAUAGGAACCUCUAUUCUUUCGCUUUCCCCCCCGCCACAUUUCAACAUCCGCCACUGUCAGAGGGAAAACUUCCGGAGCGCAAGGUGCCUAUGGUGCAUCUACUGCCGCCGGCUGCCAACCGCCAUUUUGAAACGAGGAGGAAGAAGGAAACGGCUCGGUCGGGACUUGCGUUCGUCCUCUGCGGCCAAGCCCCCGUCCCGUCACUUCCUGUCCACCUGUCCACGUUGGUCUCUCAGAAAGGGACGGUUUUGUAAAGGGAGACAAUUGUCUCACUAUCAGACCCCAACAAGUGGAAAAGUACAAAUAUUUGAGUGUAUGCGCGUGUGUGUGUGCGCGCUGCACACUUCCUUAUUUUCUACUUCCCAGGGAAGAGAGAGAGAGAGAGAGAGAGAGAUGGGGCGAGAGACACUGAGUGACAGUGAGAGAGGGAGGAAGUUGCCUGCAGGCUGGGAGUGGUCGAGCGUAUAAAAGGCGACUGGUCUUCCUUCUUUCUGCAUUAGUCCUCUCUUCCUCUCUUCUUCUCUUCCUCAUACCUGAGUCUCGAAUUGCACAGGAGCUAUUGAUCAGGAUGUCGUGGGAUCAAUACAUUUCUAACUUGCUUGAUCCUAAUGAAGACGGGAGCAUGGUGAUCCAACACGCGGCAAUCUGCGGGAUAGCGACUGAGUCUGUGUGGGCCUCCUCUACGGGCUUUAAUGUCACGCCGGAAGAAAUCAAGAAGCUGAUGUCGAACCGGGCGAAUUUCUCCAAGUGUGGCCCUUUCAUUGCGG
Scophthalmus maximus (turbot) is the source of this 3433-nucleotide messenger RNA. RefSeq names its product solute carrier family 25 member 11 (gene slc25a11). The transcript is spliced from 12 exons. Bases 163 to 1077 code for a protein of 304 amino acids. Gene Ontology annotation, molecular function: oxaloacetate transmembrane transporter activity; succinate transmembrane transporter activity; antiporter activity. Lineage: Eukaryota; Metazoa; Chordata; Actinopteri; Pleuronectiformes; Scophthalmidae. The record is from RefSeq and is a predicted model, not a curated record. Gene Ontology annotation, biological process: mitochondrial transport; thiosulfate transport; malate transmembrane transport. Gene Ontology annotation, cellular component: mitochondrial membrane.